Paralichthys olivaceus (Japanese flounder) is the source of this 663-nucleotide messenger RNA. NCBI's taxonomy places the organism in Eukaryota, Metazoa, Chordata, Actinopteri, Pleuronectiformes, Paralichthyidae. The record is from RefSeq and is a predicted model, not a curated record.
AAAAGCGUGAAGGAGGGAAUCCUGCUGAAGCAGACCAGCUCCUUCCAGAGAUGGAAGAGGAGGUACUUCAAACUCAGAGGCCGGACCCUGUACUAUGCCAAAGACUGCAAGUCCCUGAUUUUUGAUGAAGUGGAUCUGUCGGAUGCAAGUGUGGCCGAGACCAGCACCAAGAACAUCAACAACAGCUUCACGGUGAUCACUCCAUUUCGCAAACUGAUGCUUUGCGCCGAGAGCAGGAAGGAAAUGGAGGACUGGAUCGGGGCGCUCAAAUCCGUCCAAAAAUGGGAAACCUACGAGGCCAGCCAGUUCAACAUGGAGCAUUUCUCCGGGAUGCACAACUGGUACGCCUGCUCGCACGCCAGACCGACCUUCUGCAACGUGUGCAGAGAGGCGCUGCCAGGCGUCACCUCCCACGGCCUGUCCUGUGAAGUUUGUAAGUUCAAGGCUCAUAAGCGCUGCGCGGUCCGCUCCACCAACAACUGCAAGUGGACGACGCUGGCCUCCAUAGGAAAUGACAUCAUUGAGGACGAGGACGGGGUGUCCAUGCCUCACCAGUGGCUGGAGGGAAACCUGCCCGUCAGUGCUAAGUGCGUGGUGUGUGACAAGAACUGCGGCAGCGUGCGGCGGCUGCAGGACUGGCGCUGCCUCUGGUGCAAAGCCAUC